Sebastes umbrosus (honeycomb rockfish) is the source of this 1386-nucleotide messenger RNA. RefSeq names its product NAD(P)(+)--arginine ADP-ribosyltransferase 1-like. The transcript has 3 exons. NCBI's taxonomy places the organism in Eukaryota, Metazoa, Chordata, Actinopteri, Perciformes, Sebastidae. Gene Ontology annotation, molecular function: NAD+-protein-arginine ADP-ribosyltransferase activity; NAD+ poly-ADP-ribosyltransferase activity. The coding region runs from base 170 to 1000 and encodes 276 amino acids. The record is from RefSeq and is a predicted model, not a curated record.
AGGGAAUGAGUUGAUCAUGAAGUCCUCGUGAAGGUCCCGCCCAUGAUUGGAAUGGCCUGCAGCUGGUGAAAGACCAACAGGAGCUCAGCUUAACAGAUAACCCACAAGUCACCAAAGUGGAGCUACAUGUGAGAACUGAACUGUGGUUUCUAUUCUAUGCUGGUGGGAGAUGGCGAUGAUGGCAGUUUGGGCAGCAGUGCUAAUGACGUGUGGAGUCUUCACAGGAGUUGCAAAGAGCUCUGCAGAACCUGCAGCGUUAAAAGGUCAAGUUCCACUGGAUUUGGCUCCAAACGCUGUUGAUGACAUGUACGCUGGUUGCAAAGACAAGAUGGAGUACAGAGUGAAGAAGGAGUACCUGGCGAAUGAGAAAAACAAAAACAAGAAUUUCACCCUGGCCUGGGGCGAAGCAGAAAAAUACUACAACAAGAAAUGGAAGCGUAAAACGGGAAAGCGACCCUCCACCUCUCUGGGGAAAGAACAGAUCAUGGCUAUUUAUGCUUAUACCCUCGACAAACCAAAAAUCUAUCUCGACUUCAAUUAUGCAGUUCGAACCCAGAAAUCUAAGUACAAGACCACGUUUCGAUAUCACACGCUUCACUUCUUCCUGACUGAUGCCCUCCAAACUCUCAACGCCCGCAAACCUGAAAAGGAAAGAUGUCUCACUGGCUACCGCAGAGUGGACAGCUACUUCAGCCAAGACGUUCUCAACAAGGUGAUCCGCUUUGGCUCGUUCACCUCCAGCUCGAUGGGUUGGUACCCCAGCGCCGAACGAUUUGGAGACAAGUCAUGCUUUGAGAUUAUCACGUGCUCCGGAGCAGACGUCUCUCUGUUCUCUAAGCUCGGGGAGUCGGAGAGAGAAGCCCUGAUUCCUCCUUAUGAAGUCUUUAAAGUCGCAAAGAUCGAGAGGAGGUCUGGCCAAAAGAGUCUUCCAUGUGAGGUGGUCUAUAAACUGAAAAGCGCAGGAAAAGCUCUCUCAAAUUUGAAUUGUGCUCUUUUCUGAAAUAAGCAGUGUCGUGCAUUUAACAUACUAAUGUGUGAUGUUAACAAAACAUGCAACAUAAUAUAUUGGGCUGCACCAGAAUUUCUCAUUAUUCUCAAAAUGAAUGUGGAUAUGAUUUAAAUAAAUGCAUAAUGUCAUUUUUGACUAGUCUCUUAAUAUACAAAUAUAGCCAGUAAUUUUUUAAUAUCUGAAUGACUAAAACUUUAAAAGCCAAGUGGUCAGAAUUUAAGAGGUUGUGAAAACGUAUUCAGAUCUCUGUAUCUAUUCUAAUGCAGCUGUGUUCUCUUGUAUAAUCGAUGUCAUCUGCACUUUGAUAAAUUUAAUACAUUAAAGAAAAACAAUUGUAAAAUCCUGUCAAAUGUAAUAAAAUAUUUUUGUUUCACAAA